UCUGGAUGACAUAAAACCUCCAGAGAGGGGGUAUCGGACUGUAUGGGGAAAGUUUUCCCUGUUCUUGGCCUCCGGAAAGUCGAUGGGAACUCGGGUUGGAACCGAGCCUGGGGGGAGGGGCGGGGCUGGUGAAGCUGCUCGCAUGCUGGCCCCGCCCACAGCAGGGGUUGUGGGGAGCUGGGGGGAGGGGAUGCCUGGGCUCUUUGUUCUGUCCUCCAGAUGGCUGGGCGACUGAGUCCCAAGGCCUGAAGUUUGAUGGGCGCCCCAGCCCCACCCCCGCCUGCUUCUGUGGUUCCUUUCUGGCCCAGAUGGGGGAUCCCCGGACUGGGGCCCCCCUGGAUGAUGGCGGGGGCUGGACAGGUAGUGAGGAAGGCAGCGAGGAGGGCACCGGAGGCAGUGAGGGCGUUGGAGGUGAUGGGAGCCCCGAUGCAGAAGGUGUGUGGAGCCCCGACAUUGAGCAGAGUUUUCAGGAGGCCCUGGCCAUCUACCCUCCCUGUGGCCGGCGCAAGAUCAUCCUGUCAGAUGAGGGCAAGAUGUACGGCCGGAACGAACUCAUUGCCCGUUACAUCAAGCUGAGGACAGGGAAGACGAGAACUCGAAAGCAGGUCUCCAGUCACAUCCAGGUUUUGGCUCGAAGGAAAUCGAGAGAAAUUCAGUCCAAGCUGAAGGACCAAGUCUCCAAGGAUAAGGCCUUCCAGACAAUGGCCACCAUGUCUUCAGCACAGCUCAUCUCUGCACCUUCCCUCCAGGCAAAGCUGGCUCCUUCUGGCACUCAGGCCACCGAGCUUUUCCAGUUCUGGUCAGGGAGCUCUGGGACACCGUGGAAUGUUCCAGACGUGAAGCCCUUCUCACAGGCACCGUUCUCCGUGUCACUGACGCCCCCAGCAUCUGACCUACCAGGGUACGAGCCACCCCCAGCCCUCUCACCCCUGCCCCCACCCGCUCCAUCUCCCCCAGCCUGGCAGGCUCGGGCCCUGGGCACUGCGCGCCUGCAGUUGGUAGAAUUCUCAGCGUUUGUGGAGCCGCCAGAUGCAGUUGACUCGUUCCAGAGGCAUCUGUUUGUCCACAUCAGUCAGCAGUGUCCCAGCCCUGGAGCGCCACCCCUGGAAAGUGUGGACGUCCGGCAGAUCUACGACAAAUUCCCUGAGAAAAAGGGUGGCCUCCGGGAGCUGUAUGACCGAGGGCCACCACAUGCCUUCUUCCUGGUCAAGUUCUGGGCGGACCUGAACUGGGGCCCAAGUGCUGAGGAGGCAGGGAGCAGUGGAGCUGGUGGUGGUGGCUUCUAUGGAGUGAGCAGCCAGUAUGAGAGCCGGGAGCUCAUGACACUUACCUGCUCCUCCAAGGUCUGCUCCUUUGGAAAGCAAGUGGUAGAGAAGGUGGAGACGGAGCGGGCCCAGCUGGAGGACGGGCGCUUUGUGUACCGUCUGCUGCGCUCUCCCAUGUGUGAGUACCUGGUUAACUUCCUGCACAAGCUCCGUCAGCUGCCUGAACGCUACAUGAUGAACAGUGUCCUGGAGAACUUCACCAUUCUCCAGGUUGUGACAAACAGGGACACUCAGGAACUGCUGCUGUGUACUGCCUACGUCUUUGAAGUCUCCACCAGUGAACGCGGAGCCCAGCACCACAUCUACCGCCUGGUCAGGGACUGAUGGAGCCCCACUGUUGGUGUUUUUCAGAACACCCUCUUCCUAGGAAGGACCCUUUUGCUCUCCCUGUAAGAGCGAGGGGCCCAUGGUUUUUAAAAAGGCUCAAUCUCAGAAGCACGAGCCAUGGGGGCUGGCUCCUCUUAGAAAGGAACCUGAAGCUUGGCUAUUGAGCUAAGUGAGCUUGGUUUGAGUUUAGAUCCCCAACACAAGGACCUCACAGAGAACAUCUGACAGGACACACCACUCCUGAGCAUCAGGGACGGAGGACAGGGGUGCAUGCUCACAGGUACAGCACUGGCCUCACUCAGUUCUACAGGGGCCCCUCCCUGCUCUUCUGGAGAGGGGAGCUGGGCUAUGUACGGCUUGUUACUCAUUGCCUUGUAACCUUCUUGUUUUCCAGUUGUCUCAUGUCUGCCUCUUCCCCACACCCUUUCUCUGGGAUCUGUAAUGUCACAAAUCUAAGAUAAUGGUUUCCCAGCUUGGGGUAGGGUUGAGGUGGGACCUGAAAAAAAUUUUAAUAUAAGGAGAUAUUUAUACACAGUGUUAGGGAUGUAAUCUUAUCUCAGCUAGGCAGUGGGGUGGGACUCCUUAUUCUCCCUCUCACCCCAUUUAAGUGAGCCUUGGACCACCCUGCCACCUCCCUUCCCCAAGAGCGAUGGUUUAUGUUUGAAGGAGAAUAAAGCUAUUUUUA
Molecule: messenger RNA, 2337 nt
Organism: Mastomys coucha (southern multimammate mouse)
Lineage: Eukaryota; Metazoa; Chordata; Mammalia; Rodentia; Muridae
Gene: Tead2
Product: TEA domain transcription factor 2
Exons: 12
Coding region: 309-1649 (446 amino acids)
Biological process (GO): regulation of transcription by RNA polymerase II; embryonic organ development; hippo signaling
Cellular component (GO): transcription regulator complex
Molecular function (GO): DNA-binding transcription factor activity, RNA polymerase II-specific; RNA polymerase II cis-regulatory region sequence-specific DNA binding
Source: RefSeq, a predicted model, not a curated record